CGUGCAACAGGCGACAGAUUUCAAACGCACGAAACAAAAGCGUACACAAAAAUCAUAUGACAAUCCAAGACUGUCACGAAGCCAUAAGGAAGCACAGAGAACAUUAUAUAGGCCUAAAGUAUUCGACAAUGGACGACGAACAACGUGUGUCACCUGUCUUCGAAAUGGAUACACUCCCAAAUAGUCUAAUAAUGGGAGAAUCGCGCAGCCAUUGUGCGCAUGAGCGCAGGAAAGUCGAGCCACUUGCAGAAGAACUACAAAGGGCCGAGUAAUGUGCCGCAAAGAGUGGAAAUCUUGGCAAAUAGUGUGGAAAAGCCAUUGAUAAUUAAAAUACACAGCAGUGUCAUCAAAAACUAUGAAUGAGAUCCAAUUAGCCUAUUCGGAGCUACUUUAAAGUGGUUAAACUUACCUCAGACUUUACCUUCGAUUACGAGACACUUCCGCCGGACAUUUAGAAGGUUGCAUGGUACACUGGACUUGACGCAUGGCAGUUGCAUGAUUCCAGUCUUGUGGGAUUGAAAGCACGCAGCCACCAACCAUGGCUCAAACCAUGCACGCUAACGGCAAUGACACAGAAAGAAAAGAAAGAAGUGCCAGACCAGAGGAUGAAAAGGAGUCCUUGGCCCCUUAUUACCUGGAAACCCCUUACGGUUAUCAGUUAGAUCUGGACUUCCUGAAGUAUGUGGAUGAAAUUGAGCGGGGCGACACUUUAAAAAAACUGAACAUACAGAGGAAGUCUAAAUUGUCGGUGAGUCAGGCAGGCACCGGGGGGGCGUGCACGCAGGCCAGAUGCAUGUCCACAGACUCCUUGUCCUCCUCUAACAGCGACGAGAGGGUGCAGUCUCCGGUGUUCUUCACCUUCCCGACACCGGCCGCUCCGCAACCCCCCCUCACACUAACCCCCAACCGAACUCCUGCCCCUGGCAGGGCAGCCCCGGCCUAUGAAGUCCCACCCCAGACAUAUCUGACCGUCUCGGACCCCAAGCAGCAGCUGCUGCUGCCUCCCUCCCCCAGAGUGCCCCCGCGCCACAACCUCCAGGUGGAAAAGACCCUCAUGGAGACGCGACGGCGACUGGAACAGGAGCGUGUUCUCAUGCAGCCCCCUGGGGAAUUCCACACUCCCCGCCGCAGGUUGGCCAGUUUUGGGGGGCUGGGCUCAAACAGUUCCCUUUCCUCCUUUUCUGGGUCUCUGGGCCCCAGUCAUACUUCCCUCAGCUGUCAUGCCUUUUUGCCCAAUGGCCAGCCGGUCAACGGAGAGUACAACCCCUACACCCCGUCCGUGGGAAGCUCUAUCCGUCAAAGCCCCAUGAACUCCGGCAUGACCACGCCGGUUACCAAUGUCAGUCCGCUACACCUGCAGCACAUUCGCGAGCAGAUGGUCGUGGCCUUAAAUCGGCUAAAGGAGCUGGAGGAGCAAGUCAAGACGAUCCCCGUCCUGCGGGUGAAGAUCUCGGUGUUACAGGAGGAGAAGAGGCAACUGACCGCCCAGGCCAAGAACCCGGGCCUCGCCGGCGGCUUCCGCAAGCGCUCCUACAGCGUGGGGAGCGCCGACCAGCUGGAGGCCUCGGCCCUCAUCGCGAAGGAACCGGAGCUCUGCAUCGUGGAACCUGAGAUCGUGGAGCAAAACCCUCUGAUGCUGAAGGAGUUCCGCUUCCUGGCUGCUGAGGUCCAGGCUCUGGAGAAGAAGACUUUGGACAACAGCGUGCCUGGGCGAGGGACAGAAGAUGCCACCGUCACCCAGACUCGGGAUAGCCGGCCAUCCCUUGCCGUAGACGCUGACGAAAACAUGAAUAACGUCAUAGUCCCUCAAAGGAAAUUGCCUUCACCCGUGAAAUGUUCGACCCGGGACGUUGGUGUGGCAACCGAGCACCAGGAAAGUCAGAAUGCGGGGGUGGGCGUGACCGAGGCCAUGCUGGGUAUGACAAAUGAGGCGGAGGCAGAGAUCGAGCUACAGCACCAGACCAUCGAAGGCCUGAAGGACAAGAUCUACCUCCUGGAGGUGCAGCUGAAGGAGACCACACACCAGAUGGAAAUGGGAAAGCUCAAGCUGGAGCUCCAGGCUGCCGGUGGCACCAACAGGAAGAAGGCAGAUAAAGGUUGCACGGCCAGACCCGAAACCUACAGCACGGCUGUGGAGGCGAAGAUUCAAACUCACUCCCAAGGUGUGGGCAACCAUGUGGAACUCAUCCACUCCAGCACAAAUAACAGUCCCCAAACAAACACAGUAGGAGUAUCUUGCCAACCCCAUACGUGUAGCGCUGCCGUGGGUCCAGACAUCCCAAUGGAGAGAUGGGUGGUGCAUGACAGAGCAGAGCUCCAAGACCAGUGUGUGGGCAGGCAGGUGGAGACCUGCCACAAGGGAGUCGGGGCGGAGCUGAGCCAGGUCGAAGGGAACACUGACCUUUCGGUGGGCGGCUUGGAACUCCAUGAAGCCAAUGUAACGAAGGAGUCAAGGUCAAUUGGCUGUGGAGAGUGUACUGUCGAUGUCACCGUCAGCCCCAUCAAAGAGCUGUUGUCUCGCGGAACCGGCCCAGACCGAGUGAACAGAGUAGAUCUGGGUGUCAUGGUCACCCCCGAAACAACGUCAAAACACACAAACACAGGUGUAGAAGUCGUGAGUCAGUCCACCAACACUGUAUCUGCGCUCCUCGCAGACUCCUUUACCAACACAGUAUUGCACACUUGUGAGAAACACACGAGCACUGCCCUGGCCGAGACCAGAACUGUUGCCGUCGGGGAAGGGCUUGUGAUAGACCCUCCGAACAUACCAAAGACCCAUUCUGUUUCCGUGGGAACCACUGCCGAGUUGGAGCCUACCCUCCCGCCGUCAUCCACUGCCACGACUAAAGACCAGGGGGUGGGGUCAAUCAGUGUUCACCAGAACUUUCUGGUUGGAUUAAAAAUCAGGAGCAUAUCCUGCGGCCCAUCUCAUCCAGAAGAAACUAGUCAGAGGGGUGACAGCAGUCAUGCUGUGCCCCUGCAGGUCCAGGCAGAGGGCAGUGGUGGGCUGGACCACUACAUUGAGAGGGUGCAGAAGCUACUGCAGGAGCAGCAGAUGUUGCUGGCUGAGAACUACACCGAGCUGGCAGAUGCCUUUGGUCAGCCCCACUCCCAGUUUGGGUCCAUCAACAGCCAGCUGGUCAACACCCUCACCUCCAUCAACUCGGUCAUGAAGUGCGGUAGCGUCGAGGAGCUUCGUAGUGGCGUGGAUAUCCUGCAAGUGCAGUCCGAAUCCACAGCUACCAACAAAGACGAAAGUCAGACGAUCUCUGAAGUCUGCUCCCAGUCUGCCACCGUGUCUUUUGUGGUGAGCGACCCCAAGCCCCCUGCGCAGCAGCCCUGCACAGCUGAGCAGAAGAGCCGCAUGGACCUGCAACUGUCCACCGCCCUGCACGGGCAGCCAUUCAGUCAGAACACCCUGAAAUCCAUAAUGAAAAAGAAAGAUGGCCGCCAGGGUUCCAACAGCACCAAAAAGAACCUGCAGUUUGUUGGCGUCAAUGGAGGGUAUGAAAGUACAUCGAGUGACGAUUCCAGUUCGGAUGAAAGUAGCUCUUCUGGAUCCGAGGAUGAAGAGGAAGAGAAGGAGAAGGUGUCAGGGGGAGAGGAGAGCUUUGGAAACAUGGAGGGAAAUAUAAACGAGGUGUUAGUGGAAGUGGAAAGGAGAGAAGAGGAUGGGCGCUCUGAGAAGCCUGAAGUGAGAGAGAGGUUUGAACUGAGUGAAAAGAUGUUGGCUGCGUGCACCAUGCUGAAAACACACCUGGACGACCCCAAGGCUACGCCCAGUAAAGAUAUAAGAGCUUGUCUCAACACGGUGCAAAACGAGUGGUUCCGCGUGUCCAGCCAGAAACUGGCGCUUCCUGCCAUGGUGGAGGACUACCUGGAGGCUUUCGCCGUCCUCUCCCCCACCGUGCUGCGGCACGUGGUCAACAUGGCCGACGGCAACGGCAACACGGCGCUGCACUACAGCGUCUCCCACUCCAACUUUGACAUCGUCAAGAAGCUGCUGUGCGCAGGCGUGUGUGACGUGAAUCACCAGAACAAGGCGGGCUACACCCCCAUCAUGCUGGCGGCUCUGGCGGCGGUGGAGUCGCCCAAGGACAUGCGCAUCGUGGAGGAGCUCCUCAGCAACGGGGACGUCAACGCCCGCGCCAGCCAGGCGGGCCAGACCGGGCUGAUGCUGGCGGUCAGCCACGGCCGGAUGGACAUGGUGCUGGCCCUGCUGGCUCAGGGCGCGGAGGUCAACAUCCAGGACGACGAAGGCUCCACGGCGCUGAUGUGCGCCAGCGAGCACGGCCACGCCGAGAUCGUCAAGCUGCUGUUGGCCCAGCCCGGCUGCGACGCCACCCUCAGAGACAGCGAUGAGAGUGAUGCCCUGUCCAUUGCUCUGGAAGCAGGACACAAGGACAUCGCAAUGCUGUUGUACGCUCACGUCAACUUCUCCAAAGCCCAAUCACCGGGGACCCCUCGUCUGAACAGAAAGACUUCCCCGAGUCCUACCAGGCGGGGCAUGUUUGAUUAAGAGCACUUCCUCCUUCCACAGUCCCAGCUCUGCGAGUGGAACUGUGUUGGUUGUUGUGUAAGGACAAUAUACCCACAAUCCCUGUGCACUAAAGUUGUACAAUCCUCAAACAACCAACCAACUAACUAAUCAGCCAUUUUGGGAAUCAUGCAUGUUGAAUCUUAGAAUGAAAGCCUGUCAUUUACAAUUGCUUUACUACACUAUGGGGUUGAAUAUUAUUCUUUAUCUACCGUUUUUCAACUAAUUGCAGAUUAGGGAUUUCUCAAAGGAUGAGAGAAGUUAAUGUUUCAAUUCUUGAGUAUUCUUAAGUGCACAUAUAAUGUUUACCUCAUUAAUUGGUUUGGUAUCAUGUACUUUGUAUUCUACAAGCUUGAUUGACAACACCAAUGUUUAAUUGCAUAUCUUUAUCUAGAUUGGAUUAUGAAAUCUACUUUUAUACAAAUCUUUAGAAUAUAUUUAAAAAUAUAAUUAUUUUGAAUAUAUCCUUCUUAAUAAUACAUGAGGUUAUAUAUUUAUCAAUGAAUAGUUUUCUCUGCAAAUAUAAGUGUAUUUUAUUGUAAUGUCUUUAAAUAAUUAGAGAUGGAAGAUUUCCUGCUUUCUGUCGGUUGGGGUAUUGAAGUGUUCUCUGCUACUGUACAACACUACAUUCAUCUUUAAUUUAAAUUACAUGACCUAUGUGCCUAACGUGCCUUGCUAUAAUAAUAAACUUAUAUAUUAAGUUUAUCAAAUAUAUUGGUUGUUCUCAGUCUGUCAAAGCAUAGUCCUCCAUUUAUUUCUAAUAGCUACUUGCAUAUUGACAAGAAAUUUACCAAAGACUAGUUUGUCGUCUCAGUUAAAACAUUUAUGGUACAGUAUUGGCAGAUAUUGAUUUGCCUUUAUUUUCAGUAGAAUGCCCACAAAUAUAUCUUGGACGAGCCCAGUAGAUGCCACAGUUGAAUGCCUUUGAUAAUAUUUUUUUAUUGGCAGGACAACAUUCAACUUUGCAAUACCCCAUAUAUGAUUCCACAUCAGAGGUGCCAUAAUGUUAUAUGUCAGGAUAGCAAUGACCAUGGGUACUGUUGGAAAGUGUCAACAUGAGUGAAUCUCAGUUUCAAAGGUCUGUAUAGCUUUAUUUACAGUAUAUGUAACUUUAUUGAAACUGCUGAAGAACCACGAGGAAUGUAACAGCCUUUGUUAUACUGCUAAGUUAUGGGUAUGCUUUUAUUUUUGAGGUAGCUCACCAAUAUUACCAACUUUUUACUACAUCAAUACGAUUCGGAAUCCCAAUCUUUGUUUUUAGUUAGUCUUAUAGUGUCUAAUGAUGGUCCUUGGCACUGUGUCAAUCCGAGCCUGUUUAAUCCUAAUCGUCUCCAGAUGAAUGGUUUUGCCUGUCCAAUUGGUAUACUAUUUCUUGGCUGUAGGGUUUGGCUUUGCUUUUGGACUAAACAAUAGUUAGCUAUUCAUCAAAUGUGCUGAUCUACUAGUGUGAUGUAUAAUAUAUUUGUUAAAAAGUAUUUAUGAAAUGUUUAUUUUCUCCCUGGUUUGUCAGCUUUGAUCUGAUGUUGAAGGUAGAUUUUCUGUUAACUAACUCCCUCUGCUGGUGUAGUAGUGUUUUAUACCCACCAUGCAAUUCUUCAGUGCUGUUCUAUACUGCAGUGAUCUUCAACCCUGGUCCUCAGGGCCCACUGUCCUAUAUGUUCUCGAUGUUUCCCUGCUCCAACACAUCGAUGAUUCAAAUGAAUGGUUGUUAUCAGGCUUCUGCAGAGCUGGUGUAUUGGAGCACGGAGACGUCUAAAACUUACAGGACGGUGGGCCCUAAGGACCAGUGUUAAAGACCACUGCUACGGUAUACUGUAAAUUGCAUUCCUAAAAUGAACUUAACAACUGUUGAGAAGUGCUGCUUUGCUGACCAUCUUCAUUCACCUACAACUGAGAAAUUAUAACAUGGGGUCUUUUAUUAUGAAAAAUUACUGCUUUGUCAUAUGUCAUGUGCAUCUUUUCCAAUGUGUGAAAUGACUGAAGUGUGAAGUGUCUGAAGUAGGUUUUGUGCAUCUGACAAAUUUUCUGGAUCACAUUUUUUUAAUUAAAUGGUUGUUGUAUCGAUGUCUCUUAAAUGUGAGAUUAUAGAAUGUUGUACAUAAAGUAGGCUAUAAUUCUGUCAGUUUUCAUGCAGUUUUAGUUUAAAAUAUGAAACAAUGCACUGCAAUAAAUACAUGUUAAAACUAUAUUAAAUAUUUCACAAUC
Molecule: messenger RNA, 6742 nt
Organism: Hypomesus transpacificus
Lineage: Eukaryota; Metazoa; Chordata; Actinopteri; Osmeriformes; Osmeridae
Gene: kank1a
Product: KN motif and ankyrin repeat domains 1a
Exons: 12
Coding region: 539-4519 (1326 amino acids)
Biological process (GO): negative regulation of actin filament polymerization
Cellular component (GO): cytoskeleton; cytoplasm
Molecular function (GO): protein binding
Source: RefSeq, a predicted model, not a curated record